Molecule: messenger RNA, 1734 nt
Organism: Hyla sarda
Lineage: Eukaryota; Metazoa; Chordata; Amphibia; Anura; Hylidae
Gene: SLC30A4
Product: solute carrier family 30 member 4
Exons: 7
Coding region: 120-1376 (418 amino acids)
Biological process (GO): zinc ion transmembrane transport; response to zinc ion
Cellular component (GO): plasma membrane
Molecular function (GO): zinc ion transmembrane transporter activity
Source: RefSeq, a predicted model, not a curated record
GGGCGGGUUCAUUCUGCGGUCAUGUGACGCGUUGUUUGUAGCCGAAACCCGGAAGUGGCAGUGGCAGCUAGAUUUGUGAGAGCGAGAGUGACGGGUGUGCGGUUGGCAGAGUGGAUGCCAUGUGGCGGCCUCACGCCUGGUGGAGCGCUGUACGGUUGAAGCUCCGAAGAGGGGACCAACCCCCGUACCUGAGCGAUGACGCCGGCUUUGACUACCCGGAUGAGGUGGCAGCGGAGGACGAGCUCCCCCACUUCAAUAAGCUGCGGGUGCUGGUGGCGGAUGACACCCCCGCCGUUAAUGGCGGCCCCCUGACCGUGUCCUCGGAUGAUGAUUCUCUGCUCGAACGUGAUACCCCGCAGCCCCGGGCAGAGCCAUGCGAGGGCUGCCGGCAGGAACGGGAGAGGAGGAGGCAGAGCCUGGUGAAGAAGAGGCUGGGGCUAGCGGCGGGCCUCUACCUGCUCUUCAUGGUGGCCGAGCUGAUCGGUGGUUAUAUUGCCAACAGCCUUGCCAUCAUGACUGAUGCACUUCAUAUGCUUACGGAUCUUAGCAGUAUUAUUUUGACCUUGCUUGCUCUCUGGUUGUCGGCUAAAUCUCCAAAUAAGCGUUUUACCUUUGGAUUCCAUCGCUUAGAGGUUCUGUCGGCCAUCAUCAGUGUAUUACUGGUGUACGUUCUCACUGGAUUUCUGCUGUAUGAAGCCGUUCAGAGAACAAUUCACAUGGACUACAACAUUAAUGGAGAUGUGAUGCUGAUAACAGCUGCUGUCGGUGUUGCCGUAAAUCUCUUAAUGGGAUUUUUGUUAAAUCAAGCUGGACAUCCUCAUUCACACUCCCAUGGCAGUCCUACGAAUCCAGCCCCCAGUGCUCACGGACAUAGCCACGGCAACAGUCACGGUAGCCUGGCGGUACGUGCUGCAUUUGUACAUGCGCUCGGAGACCUGGCUCAGAGCGUUGGUGUCCUCAUAGCUGCUUAUGUAAUUCGUUUCAAGCCAGAAUACAAAAUUGCUGAUCCGAUCUGUACCUACAUAUUCUCUGUACUCGUCCUUUUCACCACAGUGCGACUUGUAAGGGACACGGUACUUAUUAUACUUGAAGGCGUUCCAAAGCACUUAAAUGUGGAUCAAAUCAAAGAUGACUUGAUGAAAAUAGAGGAUGUGUAUUCAGUAGAAGACAUUAAUGUCUGGUCGCUAACCACAGGAAAGUCUACUGCUAUAAUCCGUAUACAACUAAGCCCAGGGUCAUCAUCCAAGUGGGAGGAAGUGCAACACAAAGCCAGACAGAUCCUGCUCCAUACAUAUGGAAUGUACAAGUGCUUUAUACAAAUGCAGAGUUACAGACAAGAAGAGAAUGCAACGUGUGCUAACUGCUCCAGUGCCUAAGUCCUGUGGACUGCUACCUUAUUCCGCACCCUCCAGAAUACAGCAAUAUUUCUGACCUGAGAACCUAUCUGAAGAAGUGACUGUGUAUGUUGCAGUACACAUUGUCAGUAGAAGCACACUUUUUCUAUUAAAACGUGAUUCUUAGAGUACGUCUGAAGAUAGGAGAAAUACUCCAUGGUGGGCUACUAGACCAAUAUUAAAGUGCUGUUUACAGAUUUAAGCAAGUUUGCACAUACCUCAGACCUAGGGUGAUAAAAAAAAAAAAAAACGAAGCCCUGCCCUGAGAUUACAUAGUAUACUUUUGUGGUGAUCAUAUCCAGUUACUAGUUUUUAUCAGUACUGUUGUUUUUUUUCCCCC